Molecule: messenger RNA, 7840 nt
Organism: Rhinopithecus roxellana (golden snub-nosed monkey)
Lineage: Eukaryota; Metazoa; Chordata; Mammalia; Primates; Cercopithecidae
Gene: SLK
Product: STE20 like kinase
Exons: 19
Coding region: 616-4326 (1236 amino acids)
Biological process (GO): protein phosphorylation
Molecular function (GO): protein serine/threonine kinase activity; protein binding; ATP binding
Source: RefSeq, a predicted model, not a curated record
GGAGUCGGCGUCGGCGCGCGCUCCAGGCCGAGGCUGUGUGGGCUGGGGAGGGAGCCAGGCGGCGGAGGCGGCGGCGGCGCCCUAGACCCGAGGGGACGCGCGGGCCUUGCGCCGCGGGAACGGACGGCGGCGGAGGAGACCCUAGGCUCGCAGCCCGAGGCAGGAGGGCUCGGCUCCUCGACUGCCCGCUUCCGAGGCCGCCGGCCGCUUCUCUUUCCAGGAGUAGCCGCCGCCCCUGGAGACUCGCCGUGACACGGGCCUAAGCUGCCGCCGCCACGGGCGUCCUGACCGCUCGGACCCGUCGGACCAGGCCGAGUGGGAGCGAGCUUGCGGGCAGGUGCCGCUCCCGGAGGGUGGGCCGGAGGCGAGGUGCCCACCGCGCCGCUCGCGGGCCGGGCUUGGCGGAGGGGCCGCUCGCGCAGCACCCGCACCGCGGGCCGGAGCCCGGGUCGCCGCCCCGCCUUCUCCCGGGACCGCCCGGCCGGAGCUGCGGGGGCCGAGGGACGCCGCGCCCGCCGCCGCCAGCCGGGCUCGCGCGGGAGAGCAGGGAGGAGAAACUUUGCCUUUUAUUGUUUUUAGUCCUUAAGUGCAAGGAACUCUGUGUUGGGAGGAAAAAUGUCCUUCUUCAAUUUCCGUAAGAUCUUCAAGUUGGGGAGCGAGAAGAAGAAGAAGCAGUACGAACACGUGAAGAGGGACCUGAACCCUGAAGACUUUUGGGAGAUUAUAGGAGAAUUGGGCGAUGGAGCCUUUGGGAAGGUGUACAAGGCCCAGAAUAAAGAGACCAGUGUUUUAGCUGCUGCAAAAGUGAUUGACACUAAAUCUGAAGAAGAACUUGAAGAUUACAUGGUGGAGAUUGAUAUAUUAGCAUCUUGUGAUCACCCAAAUAUAGUCAAACUUCUGGAUGCCUUCUAUUAUGAGAACAAUCUUUGGAUCCUCAUUGAAUUUUGUGCAGGUGGAGCAGUAGAUGCUGUGAUGCUUGAACUUGAGAGACCAUUAACUGAGUCCCAAAUACAAGUAGUUUGCAAACAAACUUUAGAUGCAUUGAACUACUUACAUGAUAAUAAGAUCAUCCACAGAGAUCUAAAGGCUGGCAACAUUCUCUUUACCUUAGAUGGAGAUAUCAAAUUGGCGGAUUUUGGAGUAUCAGCUAAAAACACGAGGACAAUUCAAAGAAGAGAUUCCUUUAUUGGUACACCAUAUUGGAUGGCUCCUGAAGUAGUCAUGUGUGAAACAUCUAAGGACAGACCCUAUGACUACAAAGCUGAUGUUUGGUCCCUCGGUAUCACUUUAAUAGAAAUGGCUGAGAUAGAACCACCUCAUCAUGAAUUAAAUCCAAUGCGAGUGCUGCUAAAAAUAGCAAAAUCUGAGCCACCUACAUUAGCACAGCCAUCAAGAUGGUCUUCAAAUUUUAAGGACUUUCUAAAGAAAUGCUUAGAAAAGAAUGUGGAUGCUAGGUGGACUACCUCUCAGCUACUGCAGCAUCCUUUUGUUACUGUUGAUUCCAACAAACCCAUCCGAGAACUGAUUGCAGAGGCAAAGGCUGAAGUAACAGAAGAAGUUGAAGAUGGCAAAGAGGAAGAUGAAGAGGAGGAAACAGAAAAUUCUCUGCCAAUACCUGCAAGUAAGCGUGCAUCUUCUGACCUUAGUAUCGCCAGCUCUGAAGAAGAUAAACUUUCACAAAAUGCUUGUAUUUUGGAAUCUGUCUCAGAAAAAACAGAACAUAAUAACUCUGAAGAUAAACUCAACAGCAAAAUUCUUAAUGAAAAACCCACCACUGAUGAACCUGAAAAGGCUGUGGAGGAUAUUAGUGAACAUGUUACCGAUGAUCAGUUAGAAGCAAUGACUGAACUCCAUGACAGAAAAGCAGUACUGAAGGAGAAUGAGAGAGAGGAGGAGAGGCCCAAGCUUGAAAAUCUGCCUGACACAGAAGACCAAGAAACUGUGGACAUUAAUUCAGUCAGUGAAGGAAAAGAGAAUAAUAUAAUGAUAACCUUAGAAACAAGUAUUGGACAUAAUCUAAAAUCUGAGGAAGAAAAGGAUCAGGAAAAGCAACAGAUGUUUGAAAAUAGGCUUACAAAAUCUGAAGAAAUUAAAGAUACUAUUUUGCCAAUAGUAGAUUUAGUUUCUCAAGAGACUGGAGAAAAAGAAGCAAAUAUUCAGGCAGUUGAUAGUGAAGUUGGGCUUCCAAAGGAAGACACCCAAGAGAAAUUGGGGGAAGACGACAAAACUCAAAAAGAUGUGAUCAGCAAUACAAGUGAUGCGAUAGGAACAUAUGAGGCAGCAGAUGUGGCUCAGAAAGCAGAUGAAGACAGUGCUGAGGAUACACAGAGUAAUGAUGGGAAAGAAGUGGUCGAAGUAGGCCAGAAAUUAAUUAAUAAGCCCACGGUGGGUCCUGAGGCUGGUGGUACUAAGGAAGUUCCUAUUAAAGAAAUAGUUGAAAUGAAUGAAAUAGAAGAAGGUAAAAAUAAGGAACAGGUAAUAAACAGUUCAGAGAACAUAAUGGACAUCAAUGAGGAACCAGGAACAACUGAAGUUAAAGAAAUUACUGAGUCAAGUGUCACUGAAGAAAUAGAGGUCAGAAGUGUGGUAGCUGAUACCGACCAAAAGGCUUUAGUAAGUGAAGUCCAGGAUGCUUCUAAAGUCACUACUCAGAUAGAUAAAGAGAAAAAAGAAAUUCCGAUGUCAAUUAAAACAGAGCCUCAAGUCACUGCAGUUUCACAGCCCAGUGAACCUCAGCCUGUUCUAAUACCUAGUAUUAAUAUCAACUCUGACAGUGGAGAAAAUAAAGAAGAAAUAGGUUCUUUAUCAAAAACUGAAACUAUUCUGCCACCAGAAUCUGAGAAUCCAAAGGAAAAUGAUACUGAUUCAGGCACUGGUUCCACUGCUGAUACUAGCAGCAUUGACUUGAAUUUAUCCAUCUCUAGCUUCCUAAGUAAAACUAAAGACAGUGGAUCAAUAUCUUUACAAGAAACAAGAAGACAAAAGAAAACAUUGAAGAAAACGCGCAAAUUUAUUGUUGAUGGUGUAGAAGUGAGUGUAACAACGUCAAAGAUAGUUACAGAUAGUGAUUCCAAAACUGAAGAAUUGCGGUUUCUUAGACGUCAGGAACUUCGGGAAUUAAGAUUUCUUCAGAAAGAAGAGCAAAGAGCCCAACAGCAGCUCAAUAGCAAACUACAGCAACAACGAGAACAAAUUUUCCGGCGCUUUGAGCAGGAAAUGAUGAGUAAAAAGCGACAAUAUGACCAGGAAAUUGAGAAUCUAGAAAAACAGCAGAAACAGACUAUCGAACGCCUGGAACAAGAGCACACAAAUCGCUUGCGAGAUGAAGCCAAACGCAUUAAAGGAGAACAAGAGAAAGAGUUGUCCAAAUUUCAGAAUAUGCUGAAGAACCGAAAGAAGGAGGUUAUAAAUGAAGUGGAGAAAGCACCCAAAGAGCUGAGAAAAGAGCUCAUGAAACGCAGGAAAGAGGAGCUUGCACAAAGCCAGCAUGCUCAGGAACAAGAGUUUGUUCAGAAACAACAGCAAGAAUUAGAUGGCUCUCUGAAAAAGAUCAUCCAGCAGCAGAAGGCAGAGUUAGCUAAUAUUGAGAGAGAGUGCCUGAAUAACAAGCAACAGCUCAUGAGAGCUCGAGAAGCUGCAAUUUGGGAGCUCGAAGAACGACACUUACAAGAAAAACACCAGCUGCUCAAACAGCAGCUUAAAGAUCAAUAUUUCAUGCAAAGACAUCAGCUACUUAAGCGCCACGAGAAGGAAACAGAGCAAAUGCAACGUUACAAUCAACGACUUAUUGAGGAAUUGAAAAACAGACAGACUCAAGAAAGAGCAAGACUGCCCAAGAUUCAGCGCAGUGAAGCCAAGACUCGAAUGGCCAUGUUUAAGAAAAGUUUGAGAAUUAACUCGACAGCCACACCAGAUCAGGACCGUGAUAAAAUUAAACAGUUUGCUGCACAAGAAGAAAAGAGGCAGAAAAAUGAGAGAAUGGCUCAGCAUCAAAAACAUGAGAAUCAAAUGCGGGAUCUUCAGUUGCAAUGUGAAGCCAAUGUCCGCGAACUGCAUCAGCUGCAGAAUGAAAAAUGCCACUUGUUGGUUGAGCAUGAGACUCAGAAACUGAAGGAGUUAGAUGAGGAACAUAGCCAAGAAUUAAAGGAGUGGAGAGAGAAAUUGAGACCUAGGAAAAAGACACUGGAAGAAGAGUUUGCCAGGAAACUACAGGAACAGGAAGUAUUCUUUAAAAUGACUGGGGAGUCUGAAUGCCUUAACCCAUCAACACAGAGCCGGAUUUCCAAAUUUUAUCCUAUUCCCAGCUUGCAUUCCACCGGAUCAUAACAAUGGGAAACAUUCUGUGCGUGGGUUUGGCUCUUUCAGUGUGUCAUUCUGUUCUCAUCUUCUGCCACAGUCUCUGUCAGAUAACUCACGAAGACAAUCACCUGCCUCACCUUCUAGCUGUUUUCCUUUUUUUUUUUUUUUUUUUUUUAAAAAAAAAAAGCAAAGAUGAAGGGAAAACAAACUAAGAUAGAUGCUAGGCCAUGUUGGCAAAGUAGCAUCUUGGUGACUAAGGUGACUUUGUAUAUUCAUCUUAAAAAUUAUGUUCUUUAGACACUGCUACCUGAAAACUGUUGGAGAAAUAAUGUUUAAAGUUAUUUAAGAAAAACUGUUACAUCACUAAGUAUUAAUAAAUUCCUUUUACCUGACGUAACUUCUCAUUGAUGCCUAAAUUCUAUAGUUGAAGCUCUGCUGUAGAGCGUUGGGAUAAUUUUCUUUUGGUGGAUCAGCUCUCAUAAAAAAGCUAUGAUUUGCUCAACUAUGCUAUUGACUCAGUAGAUGAAUAUAUUUUUUCUUUAAAUAGGAACAACCUCUUUUAAAAGAGAAAAAUUAUUUCCGUGAUUUGUCAAAACGAAUUACCUCUUUAGGCAUGAGCUAAUAAUUGAGGGUGCUGAUUUUCUUAAGAUAGUGCCUGAAACACUACACUUCAGUCAAGUCGUAAGUAGGAUUUUCUUUUUGAUCAACAGGGACAAAAACAUCCUUAGAAUUAAACAUGGUUGUUUUGGAAUUUUUGCUUCUCUUACCAUUUGAUAGAAAUUUUCAUCCUAAAACACAUAUACAAAGUUUGGAAAGAUGAAAAAAGGAGGUAGCUUUUAGAUUGCAAAUUGGAAAUGUAAAACUCAUGAAACUUAAGCAGUGUAGGUUUAGCUGUCUCUGUUUAUUUUCUAAAAUAAUACCUGAGCUGGUUACAUGAUUUCUCUCCAUCUUAGCUAAUUCUGUUUAAAACUCUGUCAGAGGCCUGCAGGCUGUGAGUUAUAUUUAUAAAUAUAUCUUUGGAAAUUAAUCUUAAAAGAGGCAUUUGUUCAGAAUACUUUUUUAAAAGUUUAAAUAUUUAGGCACAUGUCAGAAAUUACUUUUCCUUAUUUUGAAAUGAGGCUACUUAUGUCUUGGUUUUAUUUUGUUCCAUGUUUAAAUCAUUCACUUUGAUUUGAGUGGGAAAAGCCUGAAGCCUUUAUCAUGUGGUUGCUGAUGUGUAUAAUUAUUAAUGAAAUGUUCACUCCUAGUCCCUUUUGAGGCUUAGAAUUUCAACCACGUGUCAGGUCAGACAGUAUUAUAAACUGUACUUUGCUGUGUGAGACAGCACAUUUGUAAAUGAUGCCUGCUGCCUGCCAUUUUCAACCUAUUCUCUCCAAGAGUGCUAGGUACCAAAUUGUCAAAGUUUGUUUUUAGUUAUAUUCCUUUUGAGGCUGGUAAAAAAUUUAAAUGGAACUUUGUGGGAACCCUGAUUCAUAUUUAGAAAAUGUAAAUGUCUGUAGCACUUUCUUGCAGUUAAUUUGAAAACUUUGGAUGCUGAACUUUGUUUUGUCAGUGAUUUAGAUGAUUUAAAAAUGCAUGUGUGAUUUUAAUUUUGUAAUUGUUUUGACAAGCAUAAUUUACUUGGACAACUUUGUAGGUAGCCUUAACUUCUGGCCAAGUUUGUUUUUUAUAUAAAUAUAUAUACGUAUAUAUAUAUACAUGUUAUGUAUGGUUGUAAAUUCAUACACUUAUUACACGAAUGUUACUGUAUACAAAACUCUUAAUGCUUUAUUCUCAAAUGCUGGGUUGAAAAAUGUUUUGAAAGCCUUUUAAAAUAUAUAUCUUUAUAAAGUAAUAUUCAGGAUGAUGAUAAAAAUUGUUUAUAUUGUUAUGAUAAAAAUGACAGUAUAAUGUUGCCCAGUGUAUUUAAUGAUUUAUUUGAAGAGGGAUUGGGAAGGAACAUUUUCAAAACACUUUCUCCUUUGAAAUUUUCAGUUUAUUGACUUAAAAAAUGAAUACCUCAGGCAGUAGACUUUUUUUUUCCAGUAUCAUUUAAUUGAUACCCUGUGUGCUAAAUAGUGUGUGGUGCCUGAUUAAUUUGGUCUGAAUAUUUGAUUCUUUCUGUUCCUUUCAACUUGACAUUCAGAGUAUUGAUUCAAGGAGAGAGGCUCAGAGUAGAAUGGUUGACGCUGUGGGUAAGGUUGCAGCAACUCUCGGAUCUCCCUCAAAACUGCCUUUUGGAUUCAGUGUUUGUGCUUGAGUUCGCUUUCAAAUAUGACCAUAUUCGUGUGGGUGCAAGACUGUACAGUGACACAUAUGUAGAGGUAAAGCAUUCAUUUUAAUACGUAAAGUUAUAUAAAUCUUUUCAAAAAGUGUUUUGUUAUAAAAUAUGCUGUUUGUACCCAUACCAGCCCCACCUCUUCUGAGACCCUGUAUUCAAAUAGAUGAUAGUGAUCUAUCUUUCUUGCAUGAAGUAUAGGUGGGGAGUGGGCGAGGGGCACAGACUUCUUUGAAAUGGAAGAGUGCAGUCAAAUCUACUCCUGAUUUGGCUUUUUGUUGCUGUGGCAGAAUAUGCCAUGAAACACAUAAAAACUUCUCCAAACGUGCACCCUCAUCAGCCACCUCCUCCCCUCUUUCCCUGAGUGCUGUAAACACAGCAGACCUGCACACUUCUGCAGAUCCAGCUCCUAGAGCUUGGGGUACCAGGCUGCCUUUCCUAGUCCUGUCAACAACCAUACGGUGUGAAUUGCUGAAUUAGCUGCUAUUCUAUGUAGAGUCACAUUAAGCUUUUUCUUAUCUUUUUCUAUGGGGAAGCUAUAGGGUGGGUAAGGAAAAAAUGUUGAAUGCUUUUACUUUGCUGAAAAUAUAAGAACUCUCUUGUGACAGGAUACAGCAAAUUAUAAUUAAAUAUAAAUUACCAGAACCAGAGCUACCUCUAAGUCAUACUUCCUCAAGCACAAAGCUCUCAGGCAUAUGAGACCCACUUUAAUGAAGGGUCUCUGAUUUCUUGAGCAUCAGCGAGUUUCAGAAGUGACUAUUUUUUUGUACUCUUUUAGUUUCCUUGUAACUGUACACUUUUUCCCAUUCCACACUGUGCUUAAAUAACAAAGACUCUUCUGAGAAGCCAAAUUCUUUCCAGGUAUUAACUAGAGAUAUUGUUGAUUAAAGAAAAUCUAGAAGUGAAGAGAGUUCCAGUUCUAAUAGUCUUUUGAUGAACAGUUCUUUUCUGAGAAAUGUUUAUAAGAAAUGGGGUGAUACUUUAAAUGCUUUUCUUAAGUUGAAGGCACAACAGUUAAUGGCUGUAUUGUUGCUGUUCUGUUGCUGACAUGUUUCUGAUAAAGCUUUAACAUUCCUGCUACUAAUCUUGGCGGAGAGUGUUUGCCAGGUUUCAGUGUGGGCUGCAGCUUUUUGUGCUCCUUAUCUGGUUUGCAGUGUAAUGAGUUCAUAAGCUAAAUUUUCAGAAAUAAGUUUGUUUCAGAUUAUGCCUCUUGUCUACUUGGGAGCAACAUGUCCUUUCAAUCAUGGGAUUGACACAUGAAAAAUAAAGUUAUUUCUUAAUCAA